This is a messenger RNA of Plasmodium inui San Antonio 1, 1602 nucleotides long. RefSeq lists its product as hypothetical. The transcript has 2 exons. The record is from RefSeq and is a predicted model, not a curated record. Bases 1 to 1602 code for a protein of 533 amino acids. Gene Ontology annotation, molecular function: ATP transmembrane transporter activity. Lineage: Eukaryota; Apicomplexa; Aconoidasida; Haemosporida; Plasmodiidae. Gene Ontology annotation, biological process: transmembrane transport.
AUGGGGAAGAAGGAAAAGACCAUCCAAGAAGAGGCAGACCAAAUGAGUGACAGCAAAAAUGAUGAAGAUCUCCUUAGUGACCCCCCCAUACAGCAUGGGGAGAUAAGGGAAAGGGGCCCACAGAGUGCAAACCACGCGGGGAAUAGUCCCCUGAGUAAGGGAAAUACCUGCAAAGGCGAAGAUGGGGCGCCAGCAAAUGUGCAAGACACGCACAUUACUAACGCCAACGCCAGUAGGAACGAUGCCCCCCCAAAGUACAGCAUCUUUAUAGAUAAGAAAGGCGCCAUAAACAGCAUUUUGAGCUCCACAUUCGCGGGAAUAAUGUCUAGGACUGUUACAGCCCCGCUGGACAGGGUAAAGUAUAUAAUGCAGGUGACGAACAAUCUGCCCAUUUCUGAGAUUUUCGAAAUCAUAAAAAAGGACGGAAUUGUGUGCGGGUUCUUCAGGGGGAACUGCGUGAACAUCGUGAAGAUCAUUCCGGAGCUCUCCAUAAAAAUGUACUCCUACGAGUUUUUCAAGGUUAACGUGUACAACUACUACAGGGGUGGCGGCGGUGACAGGGGUAGUGGUGGUGACAGGGGUAGUGGUGGUGACAGGGGUAGUGGUGGUGACAGGGGUAGUGGUGGUGACAGGGGUAGUGGUGGUGACAGGGGUAGCGGUGGUGAUAGCCGUGGCGGAGGGAGGAGACCCCUCAACUAUGCGGAGGACCAGGAAAACCUCGACAUCCCCUUCUUCAUUCGCUUCAUCAUAGGAAGCUCCAGCGGGGUCAUAGCGGCUCUCUUCGUUUAUCCCCUCGAAAUAGUCAAAACGAGACUAAUCGUCUCCAAUAAAAAUGACAACAACGGAAUUGCCAAAUGUUUUUACAACAUUUAUACGAAGGAACGAUGGAGGAACUUCUACAACGGAUUGUCUAUGCACAUUUAUGGAGUCAUCCUAUUUUCAGGGUGCAAUAUGAGCAUCUACGAUUAUUUGAAGUACCUAUUUUUUACACUCUAUAAGGAUUAUAUUCACUUCACGCACUGCAUCCGAGGUGGUGAUGACUCGGGUGAAGACAACGCAGCGGAGGGGCGAGACACGGACAGGGAUGCGUCCCAAACCGAAGGCGGGAGAAGCGGCAAAAACGGAGACAGCAGCGGAGGAGUAACUUUCUUCAAGUACAGCCUACUAAACGGAUUGUCCCAUUUUAGAAAAAAAUCCACCCACUGGAAUAAUCCAACCUAUAAGCACCAAAAGGAAAGUCACCUGAACAGGUCAGAAGAAUGCGCCUACUGUAACUAUCGAGUAAAAAACAUCAACUGUCUGUCUUUCCUAUUUUUUGGUAUAACCAGCUCGUUCAUCGCCCAGAUUGUCAGCUACCCCUUUCUCGUUUUGCGGACCCGCAUGCAAACUCUCAACAAUGAGAUAACUACAAAUUAUUUGAAUAACGAGAGGAAGCACAUCAAGUCGUGCAGCUUUAUUCUGUACAACAUCAGGGUCUAUGGGUUUAGGUCCCUCUACCGAGGCAUCUACGUGAAUCUCCUAAGAACCAUACCCGCCACGUCGAUUACGUGGUUCGCAUACGAGUACGCCAUGAGGAAGUUGCAGGCGGGAGUGAAGCUGUAA